Phodopus roborovskii (desert hamster) is the source of this 1343-nucleotide messenger RNA. It is a transcript of the gene Auh, whose product is annotated as AU RNA binding methylglutaconyl-CoA hydratase. NCBI's taxonomy places the organism in Eukaryota, Metazoa, Chordata, Mammalia, Rodentia, Cricetidae. The record is from RefSeq and is a predicted model, not a curated record. The transcript has 10 exons. Gene Ontology annotation, molecular function: enoyl-CoA hydratase activity. Gene Ontology annotation, biological process: fatty acid beta-oxidation. Gene Ontology annotation, cellular component: mitochondrion. The coding region runs from base 15 to 959 and encodes 314 amino acids.
UGUAAACAGACAAGAUGGCGGCGGCGGCUCCGGGCGCUCUGGGCGCCCUGAGAACGGGUCGCGUCCGCCUGGUGGCCGCGUGCUGUGCACGGCUCGGCCCGGUGGCCUGGGCUGGGAGGCCCGCCCCGAGGAGGGGCUACAGCUCCGAGGUGAAGACGGAGGACGAGCUGCGCGUGCGGUACCUGGAGGAGGAGAACCGAGGAAUUGUGGUGCUUGGAAUAAACAGAGCUUAUGGGAAAAAUUCAAUCAGUAAAAAUCUUCUCAAAAUGUUUUCAAAAGCUGUGGAUGCAUUAAAAUCAGAUAAGAAAGUUCGGACCAUUAUAAUCAGGAGUGAAGUCCCCGGGAUAUUCUGUGCUGGUGCUGACCUUAAGGAAAGAGCCAAAAUGCAUUCCAGUGAAGUCGGUCCUUUUGUCUCCAAGAUACGAGCAGUGAUCAAUGACGUUGCUAACCUCCCUGUGCCCACGAUCGCAGCCAUAGACGGACUUGCCCUAGGAGGUGGUCUGGAGCUGGCUCUAGCAUGUGACAUUCGAGUAGCAGCUUCCUCUGCAAAAAUGGGCCUGGUUGAAACAAAGCUGGCAAUCAUUCCUGGUGGAGGAGGGACGCAGAGAUUACCACGUGCCAUCGGGAUGUCCCUGGCCAAGGAACUCAUCUUCUCUGCACGAGUUCUUGAUGGUCAAGAAGCCAAAGCUGUGGGCUUGAUCAGCCACGUGUUAGAGCAGAACCAAGAAGGGGACGCUGCCUAUAGGAAGGCACUGGACCUGGCCAGAGAGUUUCUACCUCAGGGGCCUGUUGCAAUGAGAGUGGCCAAACUAGCAAUUAAUCAAGGGAUGGAGGUCGACUUAGUAACGGGGUUAGCAAUAGAAGAAGCCUGUUAUGCUCAGACCAUCUCAACAAAAGACAGACUGGAAGGUCUUCUUGCUUUUAAAGAGAAAAGGCCCCCUCGCUAUAAAGGAGAGUAGGAGGAGGCAAAGCCAGAGACGCCCUGUAGUGCUGGAAAAGCCCGAGAUGCCGUGUGGUGAUGGAAGCUCUUCGGAUCAGAUCCGUGUCUGGCACGGGGAAUCUCAGUGACCAAAGUGGAGAGUGUGGGUUCUCACUACGCCUGGAGCAGGCCCAUCUGUGCUCAAGCCACUGCGCCAUGUCGUAUUUAUUCAGAUUUAUAAAGCUAGCAGUGUCUGUGGUCAAUACAUUCAAAUUAGGUGUAUGUUUUUAAUAUUUCCCGCAUAUCAGGCUUUCUGUCAUUAAUUUUUUAAUGUGAAUAAUUUAUAUUGCACACUCUAGGGAAUAAUUGAUUGUACAUCUACUUGCUGCAUUAAGAAAAUAAAACUAUUUCUGUAUACCAAAAA